This is a messenger RNA of Hevea brasiliensis (rubber tree), 3370 nucleotides long. RefSeq names its product protein TRANSPORT INHIBITOR RESPONSE 1. Gene Ontology annotation, molecular function: protein binding. Gene Ontology annotation, cellular component: SCF ubiquitin ligase complex. The transcript is spliced from 5 exons. The record is from RefSeq and is a predicted model, not a curated record. The coding region runs from base 469 to 2304 and encodes 611 amino acids. Lineage: Eukaryota; Viridiplantae; Streptophyta; Magnoliopsida; Malpighiales; Euphorbiaceae. Gene Ontology annotation, biological process: SCF-dependent proteasomal ubiquitin-dependent protein catabolic process.
GUCGAAUAUCGCUUACGUGGCUGAAAAUGGUAGACUAAGCGCAGUGCGCACGAAGGCACAGAUUAGUUGUGGGGGGCUAGGAUCUCCUCGGUCCUCUUUCUUCUGCUUCUUUCUCCCUCUCAUUUGCCAUCUAUGUGUCAGUGUCAGCUUCAACUAAGGUGGAGUGAACAACUGAAAUAAUAAUAAUAAUAUAAAUAAUUUACAAUAAUUUUCUGAUAAUUGUUUAUAAGAAGUAUUCCUUCCAUCUUUGUUGCUUUUUCUACGAUUCAAGUGCCUGGGUCUCUUUCUUCUUUGGCCUCUUCAUCAACACCAAGCUUAAACUAGAGAAAGAGGGGAGCUUUGCUUAUUCCCGUAAACCAAAGUCUCUUCGUAUUGAAUUUGGUAAGUCUCAAAGGUACACCAUUUGCAGCUUAAGCUUUAAUGGUGGUUUGAGCUGCGGUGUUUGGAGAGUUUUUAUUUUGGUCAACUAUGGAUCCAUAUUCGAAGAGGAAGAAGGAAUUGCCCGAACGGCCACCCGAGUCAACUCGGCCGUCUCCAUUUCCCGACGAGGUACUGGAGCUAGUUCUGGGUCUUUUGAAAUCUAACAAGGACCGGAGCUCGGUUUCUCUAGUGUGCAAGGACUGGUACAACGCGGAGAGCUGGUCACGUACUCAUGUUUUCAUCGGCAACUGCUACUCCGUUUCUCCCGAGAUUGUCGCUCGUCGGUUCCCGAAAAUCCGGAGCGUUACUCUCAAAGGGAAGCCCAGGUUCUCGGAUUUCAAUUUGGUUCCUAGGAAUUGGGGUGCUGAUAUUCAAUCUUGGCUUGUCGUUUUUGCCUCCAAGUACCCAUUUCUAGAGGAGCUUAGGCUUAAAAGAAUGACUGUCACUGACGAGAGCUUGGAGUUUUUGGCUCUCAACUUUCCAAACUUUAAAGCUCUAUCCCUUCUGAGCUGCGAUGGGUUUAGUACCGAUGGGCUUGCAGCCAUUGCUACUCAUUGCAAGAAUUUGACUGAGCUUGACAUACAGGAGAAUGGCAUUGACGAUAAGAGUGGCAAUUGGUUGGGCUGCUUGCCUGAAAACUUUUCUUCAUUGGAAGUACUGAACUUUGCCAACCUGAAUAGUGAUGUCAAUUUUGAUGCACUUGAGAGACUAGUUAGUAGGUGCAAAUCAUUAAAGGUUCUGAAGGUCAACAAAAAUAUUUCCUUGGAACAACUUCAAAGGUUGCUUGUUUGCACCCCACAAUUAACAGAGCUUGGUACUGGCUCUAUUUCACAAGAGCUCACUGAACGCCAAUACACUGAGCUUGAAAACACAUUCAAACAUUGCAAGAACCUAGAUACCCUUUCUGGUUUAUGGGAAGUUAUGACGCCAUAUUUACCAGUUCUCUACCCAGCUUGUACAAACUUGACUUUCUUAAAUUUGAGCUAUGCUGCUUUGCAAGGUCUGGAACUUGCUAAUCUUCUUCGUCACUGCCCACAACUCCGUCGUCUAUGGGUCCUGGACACUGUUGAGGACAAAGGACUGGAGGCUGUUGGAUCAAACUGUCCUUUGCUGGAGGAACUCCGUGUCUUCCCUGCUGAUCCCUUUGAUGAGGAAAUUGUCCAUGGGGUGACUGAAGCAGGGUUUGUUGCUGUGUCUUAUGGUUGUCGGAGACUUCACUAUGUUCUCUAUUUUUGCAGGCAGAUGACUAAUGCUGCAGUAGCAACAAUUGUGCAAAACUGCCCAAAUUUCACCCAUUUCCGUCUCUGCAUUAUGAAUCCAGGUCAACCAGAUUACAUGACAAAUGAACCCAUGGAUGAGGCUUUUGGUGCAGUUGUGAAGACUUGCUCUAAACUUCAGAGACUUUCGGUUUCAGGUCUCUUGACUGAUCUGACAUUCGAGUAUGUUGGGAGGUAUGCCAAAAAUUUGGAAACUCUUUCUGUAGCUUUUGCUGGCACCAGUGACUGGGGGAUGCAAUGUGUGUUGGGAGGUUGUACAAAGUUGAGGAAACUUGAGAUAAGGGAUUGCCCAUUUGGAAACGCAGCACUUCUCUCGGGUUUGGAGAAGUAUGAAUCUAUGAGGUCACUUUGGAUGUCAUCCUGCAAUGUGACAAUGAAUGGCUGUCGGCUAUUGGCAAGGGAGAUGCCACGAUUGAAUGUGGAGGUAAUGAAGGAGGAGGGGAGUGAUGACAGUCAGGCUGAUAAAGUUUAUGUUUACCGUUCUGUUGCAGGGCCAAGAAGAGAUGCCCCUCCUUCUGUCCUGACUCUUUCAGUUUUCACAGAAGGCACUUCACCAAAAUGCAGACGUUGGGGAUGCAAUCCAUAUUUUUGUGAUAUGGAUGGUUAGAAAGAAGAUGAGAAGGGUCAAUGAAAAUUGAAUUCAUUCUUCUGCUGUUUAUUCUCUCAUGCUGAGAAUAUUGGAAUAUGGAAGUGAAAACGAUACAAUAAAAACAAAGCUCAUUCAUCAACAAUCUCCAGUGGAGCAAACAAGUUUGCUUCAUCUACUUGAUUUACCACGCCCCUAAAUAGCAGAAUUGCAAGACUGCCAGUAUAGAAGUAGAUGAAGCAGCCUUGGUAAUGGGUCACGAAGGAACUCUGCCCACUAUGCAAUGCCACCCAGGUCCAUGUAGCCUGUCAAAAUCCUGCAAUAACAAGAGAGACUCAAACAUCCUUUUCCUUAAUUAUUGAAUUCACAAUAUUGAAUUGGUAUGGGUCUAAUAUCAAAUUGGUUGAGGAGUUACCUCUUUUAUGAAGCAGGCGAUACCAGUUGAUUCGGUGACAUCAAAGAUAUCAAGGGCCAUUGCAGCUAAGUGAAGGGCAUCCUGCUGCACGGUUUGAAGCAUGUCAGUCGCACCAGCAACAGCUUUGCCUUCUAACUUGGCUCAAGAAAGCUAUGUUAUUGAGAGAUGGUGAGAGAAAUAAAAGGAGAAAGCAGUGGAUAUUGAAGGCGAGGUUUCUGGUGGGCUUUUAUAGACCCACAUCAACUGGUGUGGAAAAAGCCUGGUAUUGUAAUUCACAGUCUGAUGGAAUCGAUACGUUCGGAUGCACCUAUAAAUAUGCAAGUGCAGUGGACAAAGGACCAAUUCUGAUCAACAUCUUGUUGGGUGGUCAGUGGCCAAAGAGAAUUGUAUCUGGGUCCAAAUUAUCUUGGAGAUGUGGUAUGUUUGUGGUUGAAUGGCUACUAUUUGCCAAUAAUUUCCUGGAUCCUGGCGAAUGUUGUAACGUUGAUGACCGUUUGUCUUUUUGUCUGUGCUUCUGCAUCUUUUUCUUUUCAUUUUAUUUUAUUCCAAAGACCUUUGAAUUGGCUUUUGUUCUUAGGUCUAUUCAUUUGAAUCGAUUGAUAGUUAGGCUCUUCCUAAGAAUCUGGAGUCUUGGACUGAUGGAAAUGGAUACUUUCGAAGUUUUCUCUCUUU